AUGGACGAGGCGGGGCACUCGGGCAGACAGCGCGGCUUCAAGGAGCGCGUGUCCCAUGCGGCGGGCGCCCUGUUCCGUGCAGCGGCUUCAGCUGGCGAGCUGUUGUCUGACCCCUCGCUGCGCAGGAGGGGCGCCGCCCUGAUUAUUGAUGAAGCGUCAAGGGGCAUCCAGGGCAUACAGAGAGGCCUGGAGGAGGGGGCCAGCACGGUGGCAGAGCUGGGCGUCAAACGGGUGCAGUCCGUGCUGAAGGAUAUCGAGCGCAAGGUGUCAGAGUUUCAGCGCCAGCAGCAGCAGCAGCAGCAUCACCCGUCAGACGCACCCGAGGCGGGGUUUGAUUUCCUGCGGCGCACACCCAUGGACAUCCAGAUGGGGGCUCAGGUGUAUGAGGACAUGCCCUCUGAGAUGCGGUCGCGGCUGUACUAUGUCCUUAGCACGCGUGAUGACGUUGCACACGCCCUUAAGCAGCAGGCGCUCACAAAUGGAGGCACAGGUUGCCAAAGUGGGCCGAAGCAUGUCAAGCGGCCCAGCACGGUGCCAGAUGGCGUAGUGCUCACUGAGACAGACGAGGGCGGGAAGGGUGCGGAGGGUGAGGGGCUCAGCGUAUCAGUGCGGCAAGGUGAAGGCGCUAGCCACGGCUGGGAGCAGCAGGGGCAGCACGUGGCCAAAGCAGCCAGUCCUGUGUGCCAGGAUCAUCAUCGUCUCCUUCAGCAGCAGCAGCAGCAGCAGCAGCAGCAGCAGCAGCAGCAGCAGCAGCAGCAGCAGCAGCAGCAGCAGCAGCAGCAAGAGCAGCCGCAGCAGCACCGGGAGCACGACAGGCAAGAGAGUCCUGAAGACAAGCAGCUUGGGGUCCAGCGGCAGGAGGGCGGUGCAGCAUCAGAGGUAGGGGGACCAGAGGCAGCGGAGAGCAGCGGCUGCAUGGCAAGCGCAGCAUCCAUGGAGGAGACGGCCGCACCAAACGGUGACGUGGUCGCGGCCCCGGCGCAUGAUGGGAUCGACUGCGACAGCACCCCCACAAACAGCAGCAGCUGCGGCGACUCUGCGCAAGCUGGUCCAGCGAGCGGCAGCGGGCAGGCGGGAGCAGCUGCAGAGAGUGGCGGCAUCCCCUUAGCGCCCCCUCCCUGGGACUUCACCUUCCAGCCGUCCGCCCCCAGCCCGUGGAAUUGCACUUCGGCACCAGCCUUCGACGAAGCAGCCGGCAUCAGCGGGCUCGGCAAUGCUGACGGUGCGCCGUCGCUGCCACUGGACGAUGCUCAGGGCGCGGCACGCCCCGCGUCACUUGCAAGGCGGUCCCAGGGGUCUGACGAGUGGGAGGUGCUCGACCGCAGCGCUCUGAGCGGCGCUGUGGGGGACUCUGGCGCAGUCGAGGCACUGGAGACAGUGCGGACGCUGGCACGGUCGAUGAUGGAGUGCGCCCCGCUGGACGAGGUGCGCGCGAGCCAGGCCGCUUUGUUUGAGGCGAUGGUGGAGGUCCCCUGGGUGGAGGGCGCGGGCAUCCCGGCGUCCACCGACCCGGACGGCCAAUACGCGCGCCUGGUGGCCACGCCGCCCGGCGAGGCAGUGCAGCGCUGCAUGGGGGGUGUUGAGCCCGUGGAUGACGUCAUUGCGAGGGACCUGGGGCGCACCUUCCCUGAGCACCCGCUGUUUGUGGCGGGGGACGGUCAGGCACGACUUGGCCGCCUGCUACGUGCUUACGCGCUGCAUGAUGAGGAGGUUGGCUACUGCCAGGGCCAGGCCUUUGCUGCGGGCAUGCUGCUGAUGUACGUGCCGGAGGAGGCCGCGUUCACCCUCUACUGCCGCCUGCUGGAUGAUCCCCCACGGGGCGCGGGGCUGCGGCGCCUCUACCAGCCGGGGCUCGACCCCCUUAAGUUGGAGCUGUCGCGGUUUGAGCUGCUGCUGGCCGGGCACCUGCCGGCCCUCCACGCGCACCUGCUGGCGGCGGGCCUGCCGGCCGUGCUGUACGCGUCGCAGUGGUUCAUGACGCUCUACGCGUCGCCCUUCCCCCUGCACUUUGGGGGCCGCAUCCUGGACGUGCUGCUGCAGAGCGGCGACGACGCGGUGCUUGCGCGCGUGGCGCUGUCCCUGAUGGAGGCGCUGCAGGGGGAGCUGCUGGCGCUCGACGACUUUGAGGCCAUCAUCACCGCCGUCAAGGUUCAAAAUGGCGGCGGCUGGGAGCGGGGUCUGCGGGUUGGCAGUUGCUGGUGA
This is a messenger RNA of Monoraphidium neglectum, 2202 nucleotides long. RefSeq lists its product as hypothetical. NCBI's taxonomy places the organism in Eukaryota, Viridiplantae, Chlorophyta, Chlorophyceae, Sphaeropleales, Selenastraceae. The coding region runs from base 1 to 2202 and encodes 733 amino acids. The transcript is spliced from 9 exons. The record is from RefSeq and is a predicted model, not a curated record.